Messenger RNA from Syzygium oleosum, 987 nucleotides. Its product is annotated as short-chain dehydrogenase reductase 2a-like. Gene Ontology annotation, molecular function: oxidoreductase activity, acting on the CH-OH group of donors, NAD or NADP as acceptor. The record is from RefSeq and is a predicted model, not a curated record. The coding region runs from base 26 to 970 and encodes 314 amino acids. NCBI's taxonomy places the organism in Eukaryota, Viridiplantae, Streptophyta, Magnoliopsida, Myrtales, Myrtaceae. The transcript has 2 exons.
CUCUCUCUCUCUCUCUCUAGACACAAUGCCUGCCCAAGUGAUGUCUGAGAAGCCUCUUCAAGGACUUCAUUUCUCGGAAAGAGAAAGCCACAGCAAUGCCGCUAAUUACCUCCGGAGGUUGGAGGGAAAAGUAGCCAUCGUCACAGGCGGCGCCAAAGGAAUAGGAGAGGCCGCCGUACGGCUUUUUGCUAGACACGGCGCAAAGGUCAUUGUCGCGGAUGUUGAAGAUGUCCUUGGAGAAGCUCUCGCGAGUUCGCUGGCCCCUAAUUAUUGUGUCACCUACGUUCACUGCGACGUGAGCUCGGAACCCGACGUGGAGAACAUGAUAAGUUCGACGCUCUCCCGCUACGGCCACCUCGACAUCCUCUUCAACAAUGCUGGGGUCCUAGGGAGCCAAUCGGGUAAGAGCAAGAGCAUACUGAACUUUAACGCCGAGGAGUUCGACCACGUGAUGAGAGUGAACGUCCGGGGCACGGCGCUGGGGAUGAAGCAUGCGGCCCGGGCCAUGAUACCGCGGGGGAGCGGGUGCAUCAUCUCGAUGGCCAGCGUGGCCGGGGUCCUCGGGGGCCUGGGCCCGCACGCCUACACGGCGUCGAAGCACGCCAUCGUGGGGCUCACGAAGAAUGCGGCGUGCGAGCUGGGCCGGUACGGGAUCCGGGUCAACUGCAUCUCGCCUUUCGGGGUGGCAACGUCGAUGCUAGUCAACGCAUGGAGCGGCGGUGGCGGCAGCGACCAGGAAGGGGAGGGAGCAGAUGAAUGUAUGAGUUUCGGGGUACCGUGCGAGCAAGAAGUUGAGAAGAUGGAGGAGUUUGUGAGGAGUCUUGCCAAUCUGAGGGGACCAACGCUUAGGGCUAAGGACAUUGCCGAGGCCGCUUUGUAUCUUGCUAGCGACGAGUCCAAGUAUGUCAGUGGCCACAACUUGGUUGUUGAUGGGGGUGUCACCACUUCAAGAAACUGUGUUGGUUUGUAGGAUUUUCUUUUCCAACU